AGUUACCGAAUGAUACUGAACGUGAUUUGGUUUACUCUCCUAACAUUGAGAUCAUGAUCGGUUUGCUGUUGAUUUGUGAUCGGUUUGACCCGAUCGUUGUUUCCUAAAAUUCUAAAUUAGAAAAAAGAAGAAGCAUACUAAUAAUAAUAGUUAUAUUACCUUAACGACUUAAAUGAAUGAAUAUUUUUGUUUAUGAUGCAGAGACGAGUAGUUGUAACAGGAAUUGGCGUAGUAUCACCUGUAGGAACGGGAAUAAAAGAGGUAUGGAAAAAUAUUGUAGCUGGAAAAUCAGGAAUAUCAAAACUAGAAGGCUCGGGUUAUGAUUCCUUACCAUGUAAAAUUGGCGGUUAUGCCAAAGAAAAUAACAGUAGAAUAAACUUACUCAAUUACUUUAGUCAGCCAGAAUUAAGAUCUAUGGCUCCCGCAACAGGUUUUGCUUUGAUAAGUACUAAGCAAGCCCUGGAAGACGCAAAGUUAGAUAAAAUGGAUGAUUCAACUAAAAAUGUUACGGGUGUAGCUGUAGGAAUGGGUAUGAUAGACUUGGAAGAUAUAUGUAAUACUUAUGAUGCCUUAAAAAAGGGUUACCAUCAUGUAAGUCCAUUUUUUGUUCCACGUAUUUUACCUAAUAUGGCAGCAGGACAAAUUAGCAUCAGAUAUGGCUUAAGAGGGCCUAAUCAUUCAGUUUCUACAGCAUGUGCAACAGGAGUACAUGCUAUUGGAGAUUCAUUUCGCUUCAUACGAAAUGGAGAUGCUGAAAUUAUGAUUUGUGGUGGGACAGAAAGUUGUAUAUCUCCCAUGUCAAUUGCAGGCUUUUCUAGGCUAAGAGCUUUAAGUACUUCUUUUAAUGAAGAUCCAGAAAAAGCCUCAAGACCUUUUGAUAAGUUAAGAGAAGGAUUUGUCAUGGGAGAAGGAAGUGCUGUAUUAAUAUUAGAGGAGUUGCAACAUGCUUUAAACAGAAAUGCUUACAUUUAUGCUGAAGUUUUAGGUUAUGGACUGUCGGGAGAUGCAUCUCACUUAACUGCGCCUCGAUCUGAUGGAACUGGAGCAUGUUCUGCAAUGGAGAGAGCAGUGAAAGACUCAAAAAUACUCGUAGACCAAAUAACUUAUAUUAAUGCACAUGCCACCUCAACUCCUAUAGGAGAUGCUAUAGAGAUAAAAGCAAUCAAGAAAUUAUUUGCUUUUUAUUGUAAAAACAUUGCUGUAUCAUCUACUAAAGGAGCACAUGGGCACUUGUUGGGUGCUGCUGGAAAUUUAGAAGCUGCUAUAACUAUAAAAGCAAUUGAUGAUGGUAUUUUACCACCUACUAUAAAUUUAGAAAAUGUAGAAGAUAAUGAAAUUAAUUUUGUACCUAAUAUUAGCCAAAAAUGGCAAAAAUGCAAUCGAAGGAUUGCUUUGAAAAAUGCUUUUGGGUUUGGGGGAACAAAUGCUAGUUUAUGUUUUGGGCAAUAUUUAGAUAAGUAAUAAAGUGCAUUUAAAAUAAUUACACUAAAAUUAUUUUUAUUGGACUUGGACUAAGUAAGGGAAGAUAUGCUGUUUCUAAACAAAAUCUGGUCAUAAAGUUGAAUAUCAUUUCUUAAAUAAAUCACCUUAUUUUUGUGUAAAUUUGAACAUGAUUGCCCUAUUUGAAGUAUUUCUAUUACAUAGAAUACUCUCACUUUUUAUUUAUAUACGUCAUAUAUAAUUUUUGCUUGAAUGAAUAAACAUUAAUAACCUAACAUUGAACUAACCUAACCUGACCUUAUCUAAACCUAUGGAGGGUAGAGGUAAGGAGUACCAUCUCAUAUGGGAGCUUAGCUUAAAAAUUGUCCGCUUGUAGAGGGUAAAUUAUAAUUCAAAAUUUGAACAGAAUGGCGCUCCUGUCGAACGAGAUAUCAUAUGAUCGGUCAGUCUUGUUUGAAUAUGCAGUGUUAAAAAAUUGAAAUGUCUAAGAGUCAUCGCUUUAUUUAAAAUUUACACUCGUGCGAUAGUAGCACCUCCCUAACGUAAAGAAUUUGAUGGACACUUUCUGAAGCACUCUACCCAUAUCUAAACCAAAACAACAUAAAGCAAACAAACAAUUGAGAGAGAAAUAAUGGAAUUGAUGUACCACAAUUCGGUUUUAUGUAUAUUUCUUAUUAUAAUAUGUACAACAAAUUCAUUGACAAGGUUUUAUAAUGUUUUAUAUACAGGGCAAGUCGGGAGGAGCGCACCAAGCUCUAGGAGUGUAUUAUACACGUGAAAAUAAAGUAAAAAGCUUAUAUGUUCUUAUCCGAUUUUAGUGCAAAAUCUGUGUGAGGUGGGAAAUCGUUGAUAACUGCUCAAAAACAAUUAUUAAACUAUUAUACAACUUAAUAUAGGGUAUCUACAAAACGCAAAAUAAACAAAUAAAACUAACAACAAAUAAGAAAGAACUACACUUUAGAUAACAACUAUUUUAUUAAAUGUUCAAAAUGACUACCAUUUACUUGCAUACAAUAAUGAAUGCGAUCUUCUAAAGCUCUACUAGCACGAUGUAACAUAUUGACAUCGGCAGUUCGAAAAACCUUCUUAAUUCUAUUCAUGUCUUCGUUAGUAGUCGCGGGUGUUUUGUAUACUUGUUUAUUUUAUUACAUUUUUUAAAGGUAUAAAAUUACUAGUUUGAUUUUGUUACAAAAACUAGAAUUAUUUUAAACGGCACAUUCAGUGUUUACUUUUUCGUCAAGUCCUCAUAUUUUUCGCUCCAACUUGGCAACGUUUAAAAUUUAUCGGAAAAGAUGCAGAAUUUUACGCUCAAUUCAGUGGUAAACAAAUAUACAGGGUGUCCUAUUUAAAAAAACUUUUCUUUAUGUUGUCGCUGUAUACUUCAAAAUAUUUUAGAAAUGUGUAUCUGUGCAAAUAUAACAGCUUUGAUUCAAAAAUUAUUUUUGUAUAUUGUAUCUUAAGUGAGUUAUUGCACUUCCACACACUAUUGAGCCAUCUUGUAUAAAUAAAAUAUAUAUAGACGUGUCUUUGCAUGUAAUAUUACUUUUGAAAUAAAAAUAAAACUUUAUAAUAGGAAUGCAGCAUACAUUAUACUUCAUAUUUUUGUAUAGGCAUACCCACACACCUAUAAUUAGAUCACUAAAUGUUAUUUGUUGUAACCAAAUUGACGUUGACCGGGGGUCUGAACUUGAACUACUAAUAUGACAUCCUUCAUAAAAUAGUGGCAAAUUUAAGUUUUAUUGAAAGGGCGUAAUUUUAAUUAUUUCAAUGUAGUUCAUACUGAUACUUCAGAACUAAUGACUUUUCACAUUUUUCUAAUAUUUCUGAAAAUGGCAUAUUUCAAAUAUUUAACAUCACAAAAAUCAAAUUUUGAGAACAAUUAUGAAAAAAAAAAAUAAAUAAAUUUGGAGUUGGAAUCUUGUUAGGAUAAAAAUAUUUAAGUUAUUGUUUUGCUACUCAAGUAAAAUGUAGGCAAAUAGGCUUUUGAAAGUAAUCUUAUAAUCCUUCAAUUUUAAUAAGAAUCUAAGCAUAAUGUGUGUGUAUUUAUUAUAAAUUUUAUUACUUGAACUUCGUAACAAAUCCCUUGCAGUUAAUUUAGUAUUGCUUAUAGCCGGCAGACAUCUAUUAAAAUGUUUACGUCAUUUUGAGGAUUUAGGAACAAAUGCAUUAUAUUAAUAGGUUCUUUAUGUUAUACACAACAUUUAUUGAAAAUCACAAAAACACGGCCACAACAGAACAAUUAGGAAAGCAUACGCUAAAUGGCACACAGAAAAUUGCACCAAAGCAAAGCCCGCCAAAUUUAAAUACAUAACCAGAAUGUAGUGACUAUUUAAAAUCUACUUUCAAAUGUAAAUUUUUCAAUAUAUUUAUACAGUGAGCGGCAUAAAAAAUAAAUUAAAAAUAUUUUGGAUGGUUGAUACUUCUUGCCAGGUAGUGUACUGUGAUAUAUAAGUGAAAAAAUCCAAAUUAAGAACAAAACUUUAACUGUAGUAUUUUUCAUGUAAAGGAAUAAUGAUAAAAAUUAAUUUAUUCUCUAUGCUAUAUGGGGUUAAUGAAAGACUGAAAACUAAUCAAAAUUGUAAUUCACAUUAAAUAUUUACAUAAGUUACAAUAAAUUUACAUAUUAAUUUAAAA
Molecule: messenger RNA, 4074 nt
Organism: Diorhabda sublineata
Lineage: Eukaryota; Metazoa; Arthropoda; Insecta; Coleoptera; Chrysomelidae
Product: 3-oxoacyl-[acyl-carrier-protein] synthase, mitochondrial
Exons: 2
Coding region: 193-1461 (422 amino acids)
Biological process (GO): fatty acid biosynthetic process
Molecular function (GO): 3-oxoacyl-[acyl-carrier-protein] synthase activity
Source: RefSeq, a predicted model, not a curated record